Messenger RNA from Eimeria maxima, 1182 nucleotides. Its product is annotated as mitochondrial carrier domain-containing protein, putative. Lineage: Eukaryota; Apicomplexa; Conoidasida; Eucoccidiorida; Eimeriidae. The transcript is spliced from 3 exons. Gene Ontology annotation, biological process: transmembrane transport. The record is from RefSeq and is a predicted model, not a curated record. Bases 1 to 1182 code for a protein of 393 amino acids.
AUGCCGACAAUAGCGCAGCAGCUAGAGGAGGUGCGGCCGCCUCCGCAGAAGCAGGAGUUGCAGCAGGUGUCCGUACACAGUACAAUCUCCCGGAGGCUUCCCAGUUCCUUUGAGCUAUUUAUCAGCGCUGCUGUGAGCGGGCUGGUUACAAAGACAGUCUGCGCCCCCAUGGACCGUUUGAGGCUGCUGUACCAGGUACAGGGCAUGCUGCAGCACAGCGCCCAGCAGCAGCAACAGCAGCAUUCGCCGUCUCGUAUAGCACUGCAACAGAGCAGCUGUUCUUGCGGAGUAUCCCCUGGUGUUCAGCUGAACAGAAACUUGAAUGAAGCGGUUGUAUCUGGAAAAGACAGAUGUGGUUUCACCUACAAAGGGGGUGGAAAAGACACCAUCAGAUACACAAAAUACAGAGGCAUCCUAUCGGGUCUUCGGCUUGUCGUGGAAGAAGAAGGGCUUAAGGGUCUCUGGAGGGGCAACGGAGUCAACGCAGUCCGAGCUGCUGCUUGCUACGCCAUCAAGUUCCCUGCAAACGAUCUCGCGAAGCGAGCCCUCUCCAGCAGUAGCAUCAACAACAACAACAACAGCAACAACAACAACAGCAACGGCAGCAGCCGUCCGAGCAUGGGCUCUCUGUUGCUUUCAGGGGCCCUCGCUGGCUCGCUGCAGAAGACCCUAUCUUAUCCGUUGGAUUUACUUUCCGUCAGAAUUGCAGUUGGCAUCAACGCAGAUCAACUUGGGAAACAUCACGAAACAGUAGCAGCAGUAGCAGCAGCUGCUGCACCUCCACCAAACAGCAGCAGCAGCGGCAGUGCCACCAAUGGUCCCUAUCCCAACAACAACCGCAGCGUGAGCGGCCUCACAAUGAGCAGCAGCACUAAGAGCUGGAAGACCAACAAAGACAACAGCAACAUCAACAGCAGCAGCAGAAAGGGUUACAAUGGAGUAGUGGACUGUGCUCGCCGCGUGUGGCAGCUAGAGGGCCCGUCAGGAUUCUUCAAAGGCUUUUCUGUGACCCUUCUGUCGGGAGUUCCGUACGUCAUGCUGCAGAUGUCCUUCUUCGACUUAUCUCAAAGGACUUUGGGUGAUGCAGCGCAACGGCGAAGCGCUGGCGGAUCUUGGCCCCUUGUGUUGCUCACCGCAGGCGUUUCAGUUGUCCAGGUGUAUCGUUGGUAUCCCGUGGCUUAA